Dovyalis caffra is the source of this 1053-nucleotide messenger RNA. The record is from the annotation of a GenBank genome assembly. NCBI's taxonomy places the organism in Eukaryota, Viridiplantae, Streptophyta, Magnoliopsida, Malpighiales, Salicaceae.
AUGGCUUCCAUCUCAGAAUCCUUCAAAAACAACCCUAUCCCUAGAAACCAUAUCGUCCCACUAGACUUCAACAAUGUUCUCAAACUACCGGACUCCCACACUUGGUCCCUCUCUGCAGACUACCCAUCAAUCGACCCAUUAGACCACGAAGCCGUCCCCAUAAUAGACCUUACACACCCACAUGCACUCACACUCGCCAGAAAAGCAAGUGAAAAUUGGGGUAUGUUUCAGGUCAUAAACCAUGGCAUCCCCAUUCAUCUUCUCCAGGAAUUGGAACUCCAAACUAGGACAUUAUUCGACUUACCGGCUAACCAGAAGCUCCAAGUGGUCCGAUCACCUGAUGGUAUCACUGGGUACGGCCAAGCUCGUAUCGCAAACUUUUUCAACAAGCAAAUGUGGUAUGAGGGAUUCACCAUUAUGGGUUCUCCGGUGCAACAGGCUAGCCAACUUUGGCCACAUGACCACGCCAAAUUCUGUGGUGCAAUGGAAGAUUUCCAAAAGGAAAUAAAGCAGCUGACUGAAAGGAUAAUUGCACUCAUGUUUAAGUCACUAGGUUUGACCCAAGAAGAUGUGAAAUGGCUGAGGCCCAAAAGUGGGUAUAAGCAUCCACAAGGCGUACUUCAAUUGAACUCGUACCCUAUGUGCCCUAACCCAAACCAAGCCAUGGGCUUAGCUCCUCAUACAGAUUCAUCAUUGCUCACUUUACUGUAUCAGAGCAAUAUUAGUGGUCUUCAAGUCUUUGGAGACGACGAUAUUGGGUGGGUGCCAGUGCAUCCUCUUCCGCAUGCACUUGUGGUCAAUGUUGGUGAUUUGAUGCACAUAAUCUCCAAUGGAAGGUUCAAGAAUGCUCUACAUCGUGCGGUGGUGAACCAGACACAUCAUCGCUUAUCGAUUGCAUAUUUCUAUGGCCCUCCAACAGAUAUCAUGAUAUCACCGUUGGUUGACUUUGAUCAUCCUCCACUUUAUCGUCAGGUGACUUGGAAAGACUAUCUUGAUGCCAAAGCAACACAUUUCAACGAGGCCCUGGACUUCAUCAAAAGGAAACAUACAUGA